Molecule: messenger RNA, 1578 nt
Organism: Saccharomyces paradoxus
Lineage: Eukaryota; Fungi; Ascomycota; Saccharomycetes; Saccharomycetales; Saccharomycetaceae
Product: putative asparagine synthase
Exons: 1
Coding region: 1-1578 (525 amino acids)
Molecular function (GO): asparagine synthase (glutamine-hydrolyzing) activity
Source: RefSeq, a predicted model, not a curated record
AUGUGCGGGAUUCUAUUGCAUUAUUGUCCUAAUAAUAACCGGUUGGAGAAUGAGUUAAUUGAAUUCCCAGAGGGCACUGAAUUUGGCGACACCACGUGUAUCAAUGAAUCGUCGAUUUUCAAUAAAAUCAUCCCGUACAUAGCUGCAAGAGGUCCAAACUACUCUUCUCUUCGAGUUUCCAAAGCUCAUCAAACAAGUUGGUUUUCUUCUGUUUUGUCUUUAAGGCAGCCUUUCACCAAGCAGAGCAUUAACGUGGAUGACAGAUAUUACCUACAAUUUAACGGUGAGCUAUACAAUAAAGAGAUAUCCCACUGGGGUAACGAUAGUCUAUAUAUUGCUUCUUUGUUGCAGGAUUUGAAAGAGGGCAUGAGCAUUAUUGACGUUAUACAAUCACUGGAAGGCGAAUAUGCUUACACUGUAUAUGACGUGAAGUCAUCCAAAUUUUAUUUCGGCAGAGAUCCCAUCGGCAGACGAAGUUUGUCCUACUCGAUCACCUCAGACAACGAAUUAUAUAUCGCCAGUGCAACAGGGGCUGUUGAAUGCUUCCAAGAUUGUAUAGGUGGAGUUGUUUAUGAAUACGAUACACGAACUAAGUUGUUGAAUAACAAUCAGAGGUCACAUCCUCCAUACGAAGUGACAUCAGAAAUAGAUCCGGACUUCAAGUCACUGUCAAAGGUGUCUAAAAAUUUAUAUUCUGUGCUACUUGAAUCUGUAAAAAAAAGAGUAGAGUCAAUACAUCCCACACAUAUUGAAAACUCUCCUAUUGCAGUACUAUUUUCAGGAGGAAUCGACUGUUCAGCAAUAGCAGUGUUGGUGUGCGAGGUAUUGCAAGAAAAUGAUUAUGAAUGUGGGAAACCAAUUAUGGAGCUUUUAAAUGUAUCCUUCGAAAAUCCCAGGACUGGCCUUUUGCCUAGUGAUACACCUGACAGAAAAUUGUCCAUUAACAGUGCAAAGAUUUUACAAAAUUUAUAUCCGGAGAUUGAUAUCAAACUGGUUGAAGUUGAUGUUCCUUAUGAAGAAUAUUUAAAAUGGAAGCCAUCUGUCAUCGAUUUAAUGUAUCCUAAACAAACAGAAAUGGACUUAUCCAUUGCCAUCGCCUUUUUUUUUGCGUCAAGAGGUAAAGGUUUCCUAACUUCACAAUAUGGUGAAAGAACCCCAUAUCAGCGCCACGGGAUAGUAUUAUUUAGUGGACUGGGAGCAGAUGAGCUCUACGGUGGGUAUCACAAAUUUGCCAAUAAGGCGCCUCAUGAACUUGUGGAGGAGCUAACAAGGCAAAUAAACAAUAUUUAUGAUCGCAACCUGAAUCGUGAUGAUAAGGUGAUAGCUUAUAAUGGCGUGGAGGUGAGAUACCCAUUUUUGGAUGAACAUGUUAUAAAGUUUUCCACGGUAGAAAUUCCCAUUAAUUUCAAGGUUAACAAACUAAUUCUUCGAAAAGUGGCCUUGCAGUAUUUGAAAUUGGAUGGAAUAUCAGCAGAACCAAAGAGAGCUAUUCAAUUUGGUGCCAAGAGCGCUAAAAUGACGAAGGAUGGUAAUAAACAUGGAACAGAUCUAUUGAAAAGGAAUGGGCAUUGUUCAUAA